AUGGUUGUCGAUUAUUCCAAGUGGGACAAGAUCGAAUUAUCGGAUGAUUCUGAUGUUGAGGUUCAUCCAAAUGUUGACAAGAAGUCAUUUAUCAGAUGGAAACAGCAGAGCAUACAUGAGGAAAGAAUGAAGAGAACACAAGACAUCAAAAAUUUGGAGACCCAAAUGGAUAUGUACACAAACCUAAAUAAACGUGUUGAUAAAUUAUUAAGCACAUUCACCGAAUCAGAUGGAAACUUAGGGCAGUUGACUGAUUUACCUAACGUUGAAAAGUACCUUAAUGAGAACUUUGAUAAGAAUGAAAAAUCAACAGGGGAGAACGUUGACCCUGAUAUUGCUACAUAUAAUGAAAUGGUUGUUGACUUAUUCGAACAAUUGAAAAGAGAUGCUGUUAAGGAAAAAAAGGACCCAAGUGAUGCAAAAGUCAUUAAGGAACUUAUCCUUCAACACAGAAAUAAAAUUGAUAAAGUCACUGUUGAGGCUAAAACAAAAUUAAAGGAAUUAUACCAUGAGAAAGAACUACAUAUUUCUUCUGAAGAUAUCCAUACAGGUUUUGAUAGCGGGUUUAUGAACCCUAAAGUCAAUGCUGUUAACACUGAUAAAGAUACCAAAAAAAUAAACGAUGCAAUGGAAUCAAUAAACUUGAAAGCAAGCACACAACCAAAAGGUGAAUUACCUAAGAGUCUAAAAAUUGAUGCUCCUUUACAAUUUAUUGAAUAUACUGAUGAGAAGGAUAUGUUAAAAUUGGCUCCUGGAACUGAAGCUUUCGGUACCAAGAUUCCAUAUGAUAAUUACAAAAUGUCACAAGAGUUUUUAUUGAAAAAUAUGCAAAUCAUCUCUGGACAACAAAAGGAUGCUUUGAUGAUGAAGUCAUUCGAAUACCAAAUGGAAGAUAAAAAUUCUCCCAUGACUUACCAAAUUAUCCAUCAAUCUGAAAUUCUAAGCUACAUCCGUGAAAUAUACGAUAUGAAGAAGAUACCAUUUUUAAGGGUUCAAGAAAUGGAAGAAGUUAUUAACAUGUUUUUCGGUAAAAUUAUUUUCAAUCCAGCAAAUAGUAAGGGUAAAGAAUCCUUCCUUGAAAGUGUGAAGACCAAAUACGAACACGUUAAGAAUCGUUCUGAGAUCAUUAAACAAGAGCAAACUGAAGAAAGUGAAGAAGGAGAAGUAGAAGGUGUUGAAACUAUUCAGUUAAAGUCGCUUGAUGACUCCGCUGAAUUAGAGGUGGUCCUACCAGACUUCAAUUCUGAAGAUAAAGAUGAGGUGAAAAAAUGUGAAGCAUUCAAUAAAAUACCCAAGGAUAUGCAAGAGGCUCUGAAAACUCAGAAUUUAGAUGAAGUAAACAAAGUGUUUGAAACAAUUCAAAUAGAUGAAGCUGAAAGAAUAUUAGAAUUAUUUAAUGAGGCAGACAUCAUUGGUGUCAGGGCAGUUCUUGAAAAUGAGGAUGACUUCAACAACAUUAAGCAAGAUUACCAACAACAAUUGCAACAUGAAGGGAACGAAGGAGAACGUCCAACUGUUAUAGAAGAAGAAGAAAUUCUUGAUACGGCAGAUAUAGUUGACUAA
Molecule: messenger RNA, 1563 nt
Organism: Maudiozyma saulgeensis
Lineage: Eukaryota; Fungi; Ascomycota; Saccharomycetes; Saccharomycetales; Saccharomycetaceae
Source: the annotation of a GenBank genome assembly